Molecule: messenger RNA, 6698 nt
Organism: Leguminivora glycinivorella
Lineage: Eukaryota; Metazoa; Arthropoda; Insecta; Lepidoptera; Tortricidae
Gene: Root
Product: rootletin
Exons: 39
Coding region: 60-5924 (1954 amino acids)
Source: RefSeq, a predicted model, not a curated record
CGCUGGCAGUACGAGUAGGGCGGCGGGCGCGGAGGGCACACUACGCGGGCUUCGAAGACAUGCCGUUGCCAGCUAGGGAAGGUUUGACUACGCCGCGGAGCGCUCGUGCUCCUGUGGCGAGGAGGACUGGGACGCUUCCACAUCAGCGAUUGAAAAGGGAGAAAUCGCUGGAGAGUCCACCGGAGAUGGAUUCCCCAGGCGGCAGCGUGAGCAGUGACUUACGGCGGCAGAAUGACGAGCUUCGCGCUCGUUUGGCCGGUGAAGCGGCUGAUCAUAGGCGCAGGCUUGAUGCAUACCGCCGCGCGCAGCAAGGGCAGGCAGCGUUGGUGUCGAGACUCCAAGCAAAGGUGCUGCAAUACAAGCAGCGCUGCUCAGAGCUGGAGCAGCAAAUGCAGGAGACGACGCCGCGGAGCGACAGCUACCGCGCGAAGCCUGCGUCGGCCAUCGCUCUGCCGUCGCCGGCCGCUCUGCCGUCCGCCUCCAGCGUAGACACUCGUCGGGACGAACGCAUCGCUGAUCUGGAAACGGCGUUGAGGCGUUUGGACGAAGAGAAACGCAAGUGCGAGAAGUUGGUGAAUCAGAACAACCUGCUCCGCGAGCAACUGGAGGAGUCCCACCAGCUGAAUGAGGCGCUGACCAAUGACUUGCAGAAGCUCACCAACGACUGGGAGGCACUCCGAGACGAGAUGACUGUCAAGGAGGAUGAGUGGAAGGAUGAGGAACAGGCUUUCAACGACUACUACACCAGCGAGCACAACCGCCUGCUGAGCCUCUGGCGCGAGGUGGUCUCUGUGAAGCGAUUCUUCUCCGAAUUGCAAUCAACUACGGAACGCGAUCUGUAUCGAGUGAAGAACGACUUCGAAUCGGCCACGCGCGAGCUUGUGGGCACGCUCAGUGGAUACGCUAUUAAUGCGUAUGCACAGGGAGUGAGGCCUCAAACAGAUCACCACUCUACGCCAGGUGUGACGUCCACUCCGAACAUAACCGUGGAGACUUUGCGAAUAGACCUCCGCGAAAUGACGUCACAGCGUGACGCGGCGCAGGCCGAGCUGCGUGAGCGAGACGCCCGCAUACAACGUCUGCUGGGAGAGCUGCAGGGAUUGGAGGAACGUUACGAAGUCGCGGAAGCAAUGUGCUCGGAGUCGAACGCCAUGCGGUCCGCGCUAGAAGAAGUGGCUCGAGCUCUCAUACAAGACUCCGAGGCUGACGUCCCGUCACAGCAUCUGCAUAUGGCCGACAGUAGCAGGUCUCCUCGUCGCGGCGUAUCGCAAGCAGCCAACGCGACAGCCUUCGCGGAGAGCACCAUAUCUGCCGUGCAGGCCGCACUGCACAAGUACCAGAUACAGAUACACGAACUGCAGGUUAAACUCCAAAACACUCGGGAGCAGUUGUCGACGAGUCGCAAGCACUGCGAGGCCGCUGACUCCAAUAUACUGACGCUGGAGAACAAAGUGCAGGAUCUGCAAGCUAAACUGGAUCAGUCGAACGCGGACCUCAACCAGCUGGUACAAGACAAAGACUCGCUACAAAAGUCUGUGGAGUCGCUGCGCAUAGACAAGAACAACCUCGAAAGGAACCGCGUCGAGAUUAACGCUAUGGUGGAGUCAUUGACAUCAGACUACGAGAAGCUUCAAAAGAUCAACGCACGUUUAGAGAAGACGAUCGAAGCGCUCGAGACAGACAAGCGGAAUCUCAACUCGGAAGUGGACCAUCUACAUCGCGAGUCUACCAACCGGGAGUCUAUACUAAGAGCUGAAGAGGAGCGCUCAUCUCGUCUUCGUUCAGAGCUGGUGACCGUUCGCGAGGAGCUGAACAAGACUUCGCUGGCGCGCGAUUUACUAGAGCAGCAGAAGAUAGAGGCAGACUCCAUUAUGUCGCAAAUGGAGAAACACAGAAAUGACUUGGAAAUAGAGCUUGAGAGAACACUAUUAGAGAGAGGUGACCUGCAAGAUCUGGUAGAAAAGUUGCAAGCGGCUAUCAGAAACCUUGAAACCGAUAAGAAGAAACUACAAGAAGAAGUUAAACAUCUGGAAGACGAAAAGUCUUCCCUAUCCAAUCAGUCAUCUGAACAACUAGGCGACCUGAACUCACUACGCAAAGAACUUCUUGCGGCCGAGCAGACUCGCAUGGAACUUGAAGCUGACAAGUCUUCCUUGCAUGAGAAGAUUAAGUUCUUGGACCAGGAUAGAGAGAAGGUUGAGCUGGAACUGCGUCAAGUGGUCAGAGAACGCGGCGAGCUUAGCUCACAGCUGACAGCCAUGGUGCGCAAGAAGGAUUCUCUCAACGAGGAAAUCAUGCGGCUGCAACAGCGUCUCGAACAAGCCAGCGAGACUGUCGGGCGACUCAAUCGUACUCUGGAGGACCACGUUAAGGAUGCAGAGGAGAAACAGAUACUGAUAGACAGUCUGGACAAGGACAAGCAACACCUACAAGAGCAGUUAGCCAGCGUCCGCGCCGAGAAAGACGCGCUGGAGGCCGUGCUGUUCGACACGGCGAAUAUGUUGGACGACGCCGAGGCCCGGCGUGCUAAACUGGAUCGUGAACUGCAAGAUGCCAUGGUUCAGCAGGAGAACCACAAAGGUCAAAUAGCUCGCCUCACCAAAGAACUGGAGAGCAGCGAGCGCAAGCUCCGCGAAACGAAGAACUCCAUGCAGCAGUCAUCUGGUAAAAAGGAAGCCGAGUACCAGAGCAUCAUCACCAACAUCAACCGCACCACGGCCGAGAACAUCACCAAGCUUAAGGAGGAGAAGGAACAACUCCGCCUAACUCUCGAGCAAAAGCUAUCGCAAACGAUAGCAGCGCUGACGAGCGAGAAGGAAACUGGUGAUGCGAGUGCGCGCGAGCGAGAGAAGAAACUCCUGGCGCAACGCGACCAGCUCAUACUCCAGCACGAUGAGGCGAUGUUGCGAGCGGAGAGCGACAAGCAACAGGCGUUGAUCAUGGCUCACCAAGAGCAACAAGCGCUGUUAGAACGCCUAGAGGAAGCGAAGCGCGUUCUAGAUUGUUCUCAGAACAAAUUAGAACGCGUGAAGCGUGACGCCGCCGCACGUUCAGAUCAGGACCGCGGGCACAUCAACCAGUUGAAGGACGAACUAGCUGCGUUGAAGACUCGCCUUGAGGAAGCCAAGGCGGCAGCAGAGGACGACUGCGCCCGUUUCGAGAACCGCAUCAAAGAACUUCACCUAGAGAAGGAGGCGAGCAACCGCGAAUGCCAGGAGGUUCGCGCGCAACUCUCGCUGGCCGAGGACAAGUAUGACAACGCCUACACGCAGCUGCAGGAUACUAUCAGGAAGCUGAAAGAACUGGAGAAUGAGUCGGAAAGUCUCCGCAAGGAGCUGACGGACGUUCGCCGGCAGCUCAGCAACUGCGCGGCCGAGCGCGACAAGUACAACAGCAGCUGCCGCGAGCUACGAGAACACGUGAAGCGCGCCGAGCACGAGCGGCGCGAGGCGGCGCGCGCGCGCGACGAGGCCGUGCACAGCGUGGCCACGCUCGAAGAAAACCGCUCAUCAUUGGAGCUAGAGCUCUCCCGCCUUCAGAACAUGCUGAAGGAAUCAGAGACGGGCGGCGAACACGUGACGCGAGAGCUGCGAGCUACAGAAGCGCAGCUGAAGAGAGAACGCGCCGCCCUGGAGCAAGCCAACCAUGACAUCAAGGAGCUUCAGUCCAGACUUCAGAACGAGUGCGAAGAACGAGAAAGGACAGCCAACGAGGCGGCUGCGGCGCGCCGACACGGCGCCGAGCUAGAAGCUUUAUUAGGCGCCGCCCGCGCCGACCUCGCCGCCAGUCGUCAGCGCGGCGCAGAGCUGGAAGAGGCUUGCCGUGCUCGCGACCAGGAGUUGGUUCUACGUCUGGAAGAUUGCCGUUCCAAGGAGCGUCGUCUCGAGGAACUCAAGCAUAAUCUCGAAGUGUGUCUAGCCGACGCUACACAGCAGAUUCAAGAGUUGAAGGCCCGUCUCGGCGGCAGCGAAGGGCGCUGCCGCGCGCUGGAGGCGUCGCUGACGCAGUGCGAGCACGGCAAGCGCGAGGCCGAGGCCAAGCUGUCUUCCAUCGCGCACACGCUGCGGCGCGUGUGCGGCGUGCAGCCCGACGGCUCCGUGCACGCCGCCGCGCGCAGGCGGCUCGCCAGCCCGGCGCGCCGCUACAGCCCGCACCGAGGUCGUGAUCACUCGGAAGAUCGCAACGAAAUCAUCGAUGUGGAUCCCGAGCUCAUCAAGAAGGGCGUUCGCAACCUGAUGCACGAAGUCUGCCAGAUCGAAAGGGAAAAGGAUGACUUCAAAACUCAAAUAGCCGUCCUGAAGAAACAGCUGAAAGACGCGAGCGAGCAGCAAGGCAAGGGCGACAACAAGUUACAGUCCAUCACUUCCAACCUCCGCUCCGCGCAGGAAGAGAAGGCUCGCUUACAGAACGCACUUGGGCAGAAGGACGCGCAGCUUACUGGACUGAAUGAAUCAGUCCAGUCUAAGACUGUGGAGAUUAGCAACCUACGAGAUAAGAUCACAAGCCUGGAAGCCACACUUAGCUCAGUUACCGAGGAAAAGGUUCAGAACGAGAACAAGGGAGAGAAUUUGCGAGUGCAGCUGGCGGAGCGCGUACAAGAAGUCGGUCAACUGAGGGAGGCGCUAGCUGCGGCGGAAGGGCGCGCGGCGCGGUUGGACGUACGGCGCGCGCAAUUGGAAGGCGAUGUGCAGCGGGCUGCCGUCGCGGCUAGGGAUCGCGAUCAAGCGCUAAAGAAACUGCAAGAGCGUUGUGAGGGUUACGCUCGCACCAUAGCCUCACUAGAGGACCGGUGCACGUCACUCAAGGGCACAGUCGAGCAACUCUCAACGUCGCUUCAAAAGGCCGCCUCUGCCGAGAGCGAGCUUAGAGCGGAGCUCAGCAAGACUCAGCGUAUGCUCAACGAGGCGAAGAACAACGAGCAAAAUGCGUUGGAUAAAUUGAGACAAAUUCAGAAGAGCAUCGCCAACUGCGAGAACGAGCGACGCGUACUGAGUGAGAAGUUAGAAAGCGCGAAGUCAGCGCUCGGCGAGCUGAAGAGAUUGAACUGCACGCUGGAAGACCAAGUGCACCGGCUUACUACGCAACUCGCCAACGUGGAAGUGCAAAGAUCAGGUUUGGAGUCUCAGCUUCGUAUGACGACUUGGGACGGCAAAGAGAGCGCCGAUAGCGAGCUAGAGCGGGAACUGCAUGCGCUGCAACGUGAGCGUAACGAACUCAAGGCUAAGAACGAUGCGCUCCAAGAGUCACUCCGUAAGGUGGAGGCAGAUCGCCGUCUGAACCGGACUUCGGCUCUUCGCAGCAAAAGCCACGACAGGACCGAGAAGACAGUUUAUUACUCAGAUUUGGAUUCCGGUCCCGAUUCAACUAAAGACUCGAUGCGCUACAAGGACUCGAAUCUGAGCGCGGGAUGUGACAACAAGAGUUUCCGCGACGACCUCACCUUGCUGGAGCUUGAGAACAGAGAGCUCAAGAUGAAGAUACGCCGCAUGGAGAAGGAGCUAGCUGAUAAGGAGGCAGAACUCAAACUGACCCGAACUCGCUACCUCAGUGAUCUGUCCACAACAUCUCCAAGCCGUCGUGAAGACAUCGAACACUAUCGCCAGGCCGCCCUACAAGCUGAGCGCCUACUGGAGGCUAGAGAGGCCAGUCACCGGCAGCAGAUCAUCAGGCUUGAGAACCAGGCGUCACAGCUCCGCAGUCAGCUGUCUGCGGAGAUUCGGCGGCGGCAGAGCUACGUGGCCCGCAGCGGGCGCGCCGCAAGAGACGUGCAGCGCCUGCGAUCCGCGCUAGGCGACUCACUGCGAACCGUGUCACAGGACCCAGCACUAGACUCGUACACGCUGGAGCACGAGGCACGCAAGCUGGACAGCACGCUGGCGCACAGCCUCCCGCCGCUCAACGACAGCUAUGACAGCUCCAAAUAAAACUAUACCCUAUGUCACUAAGGCUGGAAACUGUCUGUCGCCGUUCAAUUGUUUCCUAAUUGUAGAAAAUGCCCUACUGAUAUGACCUUGAUAAGUCUAUCCAAUGGUGCAGCUGGCGCUAAGAGAUCCUUUCUAGGUUAGCCACAACUCCCGCCAGUUACCAAAAUUUUUUUUGUAUGAAUAUGAAUCUAAUCUAGAGAUACACGCGUUUUGCUUACGGAUGAAUGUUCCGUUCCGAAGCAAAUAACUACAUUGUUUACAGUGAUAUAUUAUAUAGUUUCAACAUUUAUACCUAGGAUUAUUUUAACAAAUAGGUAUGUCUAAUCACUAAAGGGAUUCGUGAUGACUGAUGACAGCAUUUUAAUCCUUUUAUAAAUUGUGAAAAUGUAUUGGAACGUACCUAUCUGUAACGUAUCAUUUAAGUUUAUGGUUCUGUUAAUUUUCUUUUCUGAAGAAAAUUUUGACUAUUUAAAAAUUUUGCAGAUGUAAGAUAAGUACCUAAUUGAAAGUGAGAUAGUAAAUAACAGUAUUAUGAAGCAAUUUAUCUAGUCAAUAUUAUAAAAGCAGUGUAUAAAAUUUGUUUAGUUAAAUCCACUAGUCAAUCAUGGUGUCAUGGAGUGAUGUGUGAAUAAUUGAAUAUUGGGAAUUUCUGGCUCAAGAAAUUGGUGCCAAUGUCAAGCUAUAAGUACCUAGAGGUCUACCUACUGUUAGGUCCAUUAAUACUUACAAGAGUCUGUUACUGAUAAUUGCAGCGAUGUUUUCACACCUAGUUAU